Messenger RNA from Hevea brasiliensis (rubber tree), 1353 nucleotides. RefSeq names its product GDSL esterase/lipase At5g03610. Bases 153 to 1232 code for a protein of 359 amino acids. The transcript is spliced from 5 exons. Gene Ontology annotation, molecular function: hydrolase activity, acting on ester bonds. The record is from RefSeq and is a predicted model, not a curated record. Lineage: Eukaryota; Viridiplantae; Streptophyta; Magnoliopsida; Malpighiales; Euphorbiaceae.
GCCGUUGAACUAGCUGGGUCACCCACCAAUCCUUCACCACUAUAUAUAUGAUCACUGUCACCCUCUCAAUAUCCCUCCACCGCUAACAAUUCCCAUCUCUUUUGCAAUAGACUGGCUCCUUCAAAAGACUCGGUACGCUCCUGACUCCUAUUAUGGGCACACAUCAAAGGCUACUCUUCUCCUCCUUCUCCUUCUAUCUCCUCCUCCUCCUCCUCACAGGAGUGCAUGGGUCAUCUGGUGACAGCCACCACCACCACCACCAUACACACCGCCACCUCUUUAAUUUUAAGCCAAGCAAGCUCUUUGUUUUUGGAGACUCAUAUGCAGACACAGGCAACAACAGGAAAUCCAUAGCCAACUCAUGGAAAGUCCCUUAUGGAGUCACCUUCCCUGGAAAACCAGCCGGACGUUUCUCCGACGGUCGUGUUUUGACUGAUUAUCUUGCUAGGUUUAUUGGGGUGAAGUCUCCAAUCCCCUACAGAUGGAGAAAUUUUGCAGUGAAUCGGUUAAAAUAUGGAAUGAAUUUUGCAUAUGGAGGGACAGGAGUGUUUGACACAUUGUUUCCAGAUCCGAACAUGACCAUCCAGAUUGAUUUCUUCCAGCAACUGAUCAAAGACAAAGUUUACACCCCUAUUGACCUACAAUCCUCCGUGGCCCUUGUCACUCUUUCAGGCAAUGACUACUCUACUUACAUCGCCAGAAAUGGCUCUGCUCAGGGUUGGCUAGACUUCAUUACACAAGUGGUGAAUCAGCUUACAGUGAACUUGAAACGCAUUCAAGGGCUGGGAGUGAAGAAAAUAGCAGUGAGUGCCCUACAACCCUUAGGAUGUCUUCCUCGAAGCACCUUUGCCUCCUCCUUCCAACAAUGCAAUGGAACUCAAAACGAGCUCGUUAGCUACCAUAACCUCCUGUUGCAGCAAGUAGUCUCUAAGUUGAAUAAUGAGACAAAGGAUUCUUCUUUUCUCAUUCUUGAUCUUUAUACCGCAUUCAUGACUGUUUUCAAGAACAAAGGGGAACGUCCAGGAGAUUCAAAGUUUGAGAAUCCAUUGAAGCCAUGCUGCAUUGGAAUAAGCACUAACUUUUCUUGUGGAAGUGUAGAUGAAAAUGGAGCAAAGAAGUAUACAGUUUGUGAUGACCCUGAAGCUACAUUCUUCUGGGACACAGUGCACCCUACACAGGAGGGAUGGAGAUCUGUAUAUCUAGCUUUACAAGCCACUCUAGAACAACUUUAAUUGUAUCAACUUUAAAAAAAGAAAUAUUGGUGUUUGGUGUUUUUCUCUUUUCUCUUUUUAUUUUUCUUUGAAACAUUCUCCAUUGUAUUUUAGUUCUCUUCAAUCGACUUCCCUUUAUUCA